GCGGUCCGUCGCUCCUCUUCGCUCGGCCCUUUCGCCUGCGGAUUCGGGAACUCUCGGCGCCCUUGGGCUGCCUCAGGCUCCGGCCUGCAGGGAUCCCGUCCGAGGCCUGCCUUGGGGGCUUCCUGGCUGGUAUUGAGGAAAAGAUGGUGAAAACCUAUACCAGCCUUCCGAUCACAGAAACCUGGUAUCUUCCAGCAAGGCUUUUGUGGCUACUGUGAAACGGGUUUUUGAACAAGUGGAAAGUUAACUUUUGUUGCACAACAAGCCAGGGAAGGUGUACAAACAUUCUCACAUCAUGAUAUCUUCCAUCAAUUAUAUGGGUGUUGAUAGUCAAGCAAACCUAAAAAGGGUGCAGAAUCCAUCAUACAGGCCACGUAAACGAAGAAAAAAGAUCAGCAAGGAUGAAAUGUGUAAAAUUUUGGAACUUGCUGACCAUCUUGAUUCAUUCAUAACAAAGUUUAUGGUAGUGCCUGAUAUCACUGUCUCAUUUGGACAUCCAGAACUCGUGGAAGAGGCGUGUGCUCUUCUUUCCCUAUCAAGUGAAGAUAAUAGCUUGCCUCAGCUUGUCUCUUAUGACGCUACCUUUAAACUUGGUGAUUUCUAUUUGUCUCCCAUAGUCAUGAGAAACAUCAAAUUAAAAGGCAACCCAGUAUUCCCUUUGGCUUUUCUCCUUCAUAUGGAAAAAAUUACAUCAUGCCAUCAGGAUUUCCUGUGUGAAAUAUUUACAAAAUUGGGGACAGAGCAUAUGAAAAACAUACCAUUUGUGACUGAUAGAGAAAAGAGUAUUAGAGAGCCCUUGCAAAUGAAGUUCCCACACAUCCCAAAUGUGUACCACAGGAAUCAUAUUAUGAGAGAUGUCAGCACCUGGAUUAAAAAGCAUAGAGGGAAUAAUAAUGACCCUAAGGUUUUAAAAGACCACAUUGCACUGUUUUUGAAUUCAGCAUCUGAGGAAGAAUACCAGCACAAGUAUGAACAGUGUAGUCUCCUGUGGAGGCCAUCCUUCAAACAAUACUUUGAUAAAGAACUGAAGGAUCUCAUACCAAAACACGCAGCCAGGUUUUUUAUUCAGAAAUUUUCAGCCUUCGAAACUGAUGUUACAGCAACCAAUAACAUUUGUGAAAGCAUGAAGAAGGUCAUAAAGAAUGAAUUGGAUUGGAAGGAUAUGCCUGCAGAUAGCAUUGUACACUCUAUGUACCGUAUGCAAACUUUUUUUCUUUAUGAAUUCCAGCGAGCGUAUUGUGGUCUCGGAAAUUAUGCACUCAAGGAACAGUUUUCAUACUUGUGCAGAACAACAGGAGAGUCACAAUUUCCAUUCUAUCCUCUGGAGACAAUUUUUGAUAGUAUAAAAUCAGGCAAGUGCCCCCCAAUGAAAGGUGUAGAAAAAACAGAAGAUAACAGAGAGAGUCAAACUUAUCUGGCCCAACUUUGCAUAGAAUCGGGCGGAGUUGUCCUCUUCCCCCAGACUGCUACGUUUGCUGUGCAAGAUGUUAAUGAUCGCAAAAUGCAUGCUGUAAAACUUUAUCCUAAACCUCCCAUCUGUUCCUGUGCCAGUAGCGAUCUCUGUUAUCAUAUCAUAGCCGCUCAAAUGGCAAUUGGGUAUGUUAAAAAAGUUGAAAGGCGGAUAUAAAAAAGCUGGAAGAAAAAGGAAAGAGCAGAGAUCUAUGAUUAUAACAGUACCUGACUCAUUUCUGGGUGCAUCAUAGGAUGAAAAUGUUGUGCUGGGCAAUCCAGAGAACACUGAAGUUAUACUGGCUAGUUCAGAGCUUGAGAGAACAAACCCCUUUAGCCUUUCUGCCAGAAGAACCAUUUCUAACACAUUCUACCCCCAAAGUGAAAAAAUGACCACUUGGAAGAUCCUGGAAUACAGCGGCAAUGGAAAUGGAUGCAUGCUUUAUAUAAUUAAGUUUGGAGCAUGGGUGUGUGAUGAAACUGGAAGAAAAUUUUAAUCUGUCCAAUGUGUACAUCACAGUAUGACUCCUGGUGACACAGUUGAUAGACAUACAGACAGACAAAUAUAUGUUUAAUCUUUUCUGGAUAGCUAUAUGGGUUGUAAUAAGGAUACUGUGCUAGUUCAAUUCAAAAAUGAUAUCCCCAGUCCUGGGGCUCCAUUCUUCUUAAAAGGAUGGUUUUCAGUACAUUCUAGUAUUUUUUAAAAAGUCUGUUUCUUGUUUUAUUUGUACCUUUGCUAUGUUCUUAGUUUGUUUCAAUGGGAAAGAAAUGUUUCAGGCUCUGGUGGUAAGAUUUUUUGUAAGCAUCCUAUAUGGAAUGCCAAGCACAUUGACAUAAAUUAUGAUACACAAAUCUCUUCCUCAGGCUGGGUAUUCAUUCCCUUCGCCAUUUAAAGGUGCCACUUACCACCUUAUGUUAAUAAAAGUAUUGCUUUUUGCUGA
Messenger RNA from Eublepharis macularius, 2390 nucleotides. RefSeq lists its product as uncharacterized. Gene Ontology annotation, molecular function: zinc ion binding. The transcript has 2 exons. NCBI's taxonomy places the organism in Eukaryota, Metazoa, Chordata, Lepidosauria, Squamata, Eublepharidae. Bases 296 to 1627 code for a protein of 443 amino acids. The record is from RefSeq and is a predicted model, not a curated record.